UCUUUUCACCUCCCUCUCUCUCUUUCCAUCUCUCUCUCUCUCUUUCCAUCUCUCUCUCUCUCUCUCUCUCUCUCUCCCCGCUUCCUAAUGUCCUGCUGCUGCCGCUGCUGCUCCUUAUCUUCACUUAGCACAGCGCCGCUCCUCUCCUCCAUACACCCUCUUUGCCGUCCUCACCGUCUUUCAAGGACAGACUCUCUCGCACAUACCCCUCGCAGAGUGUGAUAUGCACAUUGAUCGUCCGCUUCUUAUCUCUCUCUCUCCUCCAAUCCAUACCCGGCAAACAAUUGCCUGCACACACCAUGUCGACCACUACACCCCCAUAUCCCACCACCACCACCACGGCAGCACCCUCUGCUUCAAACUCAAUAGCGCCGCCCAAUUCCACCUCCACUUUCACCACCUAUACCCCCACAACCGCUCUUCUGUCGCCCUCUGCUACACCUAGCAACAGCCACAACAACGGAUCAGAUGGAUCGAAUGGCUCCUUCAACAACCCGAACACCACUGGAUUCAACGGCGGAUUGCCUAUCCAGUCGGUCUUCUACGUCAUUGCCUUCCUUGGGCUGAUGAUGGCCAUCUUCUAUACCAUCUAUAUCGCCCGCCGAAACCGUCGCCGUCGUCGUGCCGCCCGCGCCGCGAGGAAUGACAAUGAUCCUGAGAUGGGCGAGCGUAGGAUCACAAGCACAUGGCGCUCAGAUGCCAACGAUGAAGCAAGCCCUCCCCAGUACAUGUCGUACAUGUUGGACCAGCCCGUCCUCGACCCAGAGUCCGUGGUCGUGUAUCCGGACCCUGUCCACUUUGGAACCGCACAGCAGGGUCUGAUCCAGCACAUAGCUCUUCUGGGGCAGCAUCAACAGGAGUGCGACCUUUCAUCACAGGACAAUGACUUGACCCGCCCCAUCGUCACCACCACAACCACGACUACAACAACCACAACGUUGACCACGGCCCUGUCUCCUCCUCCACGCUCGUUCGCGCCGAUUGUUUCCUCCGCAGCAGCGCAGCAGUCUUCUGCAGACAGGUGCGAUGUUAAUCAACUUAUCACGGAAGAAGUCUCAACCCCAGCUGUCUCAACCCCACAAGACCCAGAGUCAUCAACACCAACAUCAACAUCAACAACAACCUCGCCGACCUCGUCUGGACUUGCGUUCUUGGGCGGAAGACAUCUAUCGAUUCUGCGUAUGGGACUCACGAACUACAGCCGUGGUCAUCACAACAGUAACCGCAAUUCCCAGGUCUCCCAUCGCACUAGUCGUUCUUCGCCACCGUCUUCCAGCAAUCCAUCUCCGACAGCCUCCAGAUCUGCGUCCCCUCAUCGCGGCAGCAACAGCAACAGCAACAGCAAUCGGAACUCCGACGUCCCGACUGUUUCGUUCGCAAGGCCCGAUUUGGACUCUAGUGCCAACCGCGACGACAACAGCAACAGCAGCAGCAGCAGCAGUGGUACUGGUAAUGGCGAGAACAACCGCUUUUGUGAGAGCAUUGUCAGCAUCGACACUGUCGGCAGCAGCAGCGCGAUGACGGAGCGGAGCGAGAGCAGCCGGUCGGGUUUGGUGAUGCCUCCGGGACUAUACCGCCACAGGAGUACGGGUCCACCACCGUAUAUCCCCCUGUCACCCGAGGCGGCCCCGCCACUGCCUCCGUCCUACAACGCGGUUGCGUCUGACAUCUAAGUAAUUUACGUCUUAGUAAUUUAUGGGAUGACUCUUUUGUUAGCCCUUGUACCAUAUAUUCUCCCAUUGCAUCUUUCUUGUAUCUAUCUACACUCUAU
Molecule: messenger RNA, 1771 nt
Organism: Gamsiella multidivaricata
Lineage: Eukaryota; Fungi; Mortierellomycota; Mortierellomycetes; Mortierellales; Mortierellaceae
Exons: 2
Coding region: 300-1673 (457 amino acids)
Source: RefSeq, a predicted model, not a curated record